GGCACGCGGUCGGAGUCAAUGGCGACCACGGCCCAGGCUUUCGGUUUCUUCGCGUACUUUCUGCGGGUUUGGAUUCCGUACAGUGUUUUACUCUGCCUCGUCACAUGGGUGCUCGGCGUUGUACGGAAGUGGUGGGGCGUGCGACAAGCGCUGAAGCCUCUGCCCGGCCCUCCGGACGCUGUGCCUUUCUGGACCAUGCUCAAGAUGUAUCGAUCUCGGCGCUCCGUCAUCACCCAGAAGACGGCGGCCACGGAGUUUUCAUAUCUACUACGGGCCCUGUGCGAGAUGUACAAGAACCGGACAUUCAAGGCGUACCUUGGCUUUUCACCUUUCGUGAUCAUACAAAACCCCGAAGACGCAGAGGUCCUUCUGUCGAGCUCGGAGAACCUGAGGAAGCCUUUGUUCUACACGUUCACCAUACCGUGGUUGGGGCCGAGAAAUAUGCUUUAUAUCGCAGGCAACAUUUGGCGUUUCAAACGGAAGCUGCAGAUGCCUGCUUUUCACUCAAAGACUCUGGAGAAGUUCAUGGACGUGGUGAACGAGCACGCAGACAGCAUGGCUGAGCGCAUGGAAGAAGCCAGCCUCAAGAAAGAGCUGGCUCCCAUCCAAAAUAUUGCUAAACGGUGCAGUCUGGAUCUCAUCGGAGAAGUUCUGAUGGGCGUGAACUUAAAUACUCAGAAAAACCAGAACAACCAGUACAGCGAAUAUAUUUCUGGCGUGACGUUUCUCAUGGCAGUCCGGGCCUUCCGACCAUGGAUGUGGCUUAACACCAUCUACAACAUCUCCCUGGAAGGGAUGUGGUUUCGAAAAAUGGUCAGCGGCAUCAACGAAUUCAAUCUAAAGAUCAUGAGCGAACGAAAGAAGACAUUCCACCUGUACAGAAACCAGGGGGACCUCAGCGGAAGCGAAGAUGAGGAGGUCAAGUACAAGCGAGGGCCUCAGCCCGAGAGACGUGUGGCAGUCAUCGAUAUCAUGCUCGACAAACACUUCAAGGACCCGAGCUACACGAUGCAGGAGAUACGCAAGGACCUUGACUUGCUUCUGUUCGCGGGACACGACACUACAUCUAUUGCUAUGGCCUGGACGCUGUAUCUCUUGGGGCUGCAUCCUGAACUUCAAAGGAAAGUCCAGGAAGAAUUGGACGCCAUAUUUAUGGACGACAUUACCCGGGAUGUUACGAGAGACGACGUAGACCGCAUGGUGUUCCUCGAGGCAUGCUUCAAGGAAGCCAUGCGCCUCUUUCCUCCAAUACCGUUUAUAGGAAGGGUCCUCGACGAAAGCAUCAAGCUAGACGGCGUAGUGAUUCCUAAAGGUACCACUGUCUUUAUCAACAUAUUCGGCCUACACAGAAACAGCAACCACUUCGAAAAGCCCGAAGAGUUCAUACCUGCCAGAUUCUUGGAUGGAGCUGACAAGAAGCGACAUCCUUUCGCAUUCAUACCUUUUUCAGCUGGUGCGAAGAAUUGCAUCGGUCAACGCUUCGCGUAUCGCCAAGGCAAAGUCGUCCUGGCGAAGGUACUGCUUCGCUACACGUUCAAAGCCAGUUGGCCCCUGGACCGGCUCAAAGUGAGCACCGAAAUGGUGACCAAGGUCAAGGGAGGACUCCGCGUCUGGGUUCGUCGCAGGAAGCCCGGCCAGUACGCAUGAACCGACGAGAUAUUUGCCGGCAUGUGUGUUUGCGUGCUUUCCGAACGUGUGCCAGUGACUGCUUGUGUGCGAGCGCGUGAAGCAAGAGGACGUGCUUACACGUGGGCUACCACGCCACGCGCAGUCUCGCUUGGGAGACACAGCCGAGUGCCGGCGCGGCCGCAGGCGGGCAAGACGACGACUGGGGAACGCUAAGUGCGCCUCUCGCACAGAUAAGAAGAGUUGCACUGAUUAGCCGUGCGCACGCUGCGUUUUACCGCAGGGAGCGACGCGAUGUAACUACCGGACAGCAACGUUGGCCUGCGUCACCUAGAGUGGCAAUUACUAGGUUGAGCGUUCAACGGAUUGCCAGAGACAAUCUAAUGAAAAGUCGAGGCCAACUUUGGAAAUAAUACACAUGUUGUUUUGGA
Molecule: messenger RNA, 2057 nt
Organism: Dermacentor andersoni
Lineage: Eukaryota; Metazoa; Arthropoda; Arachnida; Ixodida; Ixodidae
Product: cytochrome P450 4C1-like
Molecular function (GO): iron ion binding; monooxygenase activity; oxidoreductase activity, acting on paired donors, with incorporation or reduction of molecular oxygen
Source: RefSeq, a predicted model, not a curated record